GAAGCUUGGACCUUUCGGACUGUAGGGAAAAGGUAAUAGAGAAGAGGAAACCUGAGCAACAAUUGUGGAAUAUUAUGGAAGAAGAUGGAAAAAACUUAAUGGGUUAGGAGAGUGGCGACCGCUCUGAGACAUGGAUAGAUGCAAACAUGUGGGGCGGUUACGACUCGCCCAGGACCACUCCAUCCUGAACCCUCAGAAGUGGUGCUGCCUGGACUGCGGCACCACCGAGUCGGUGUGGGCCUGCCUCAAGUGCUCGCACGUGGCCUGCGGCCGCUACAUUGAGGACCACGCGCUGAAACACUUUGACGAGACGGGGCACCCGCUGGCCAUGGAGGUCCGGGAUCUCUACGUGUUCUGUUACCUGUGCAAGGACUACGUGCUCAAUGACAACCCGGAGGGGGACCUGAAGCUGCUGAGAAGCUCCCUCCUGGCGGUCCGGGGCCAGAAGCAGGACCAGCCGGUGAGACGCGGACGGACGCUGCGAUCUAUGGCUUCGGGGGAGGACGUGGUCCCGCCGCAGCGCACUCCUCAGGGACAGCCGCAGAUGCUCACGGCUCUGUGGCACCGGCGCCAGCGCUUGCUGGCCAGGACGCUGCGACUGUGGUUCGAGAAGAGCUCGCGGGGCCGGGCGAAGGUGGAGCAGCGGCGGCGGGAGGAGGCGCUGGAGCGCAAGAAGGAGGCGGCGCGGCAGCGGCGGCGCGAGGUGAAGCGGCGGCUGCUGGAGGAGCUGGCCAGCACCCCUCCGCGCAAGAGCGCGCGCCUGCUGCUGCACGCGCCCCGCGCCGGGCCCGCCCCGCGCCCCGCCGCCCUCGCCGCGCCUCGCCGCGCGCCCGCCAGCGCCAGCGCCGCCCCGCUCAAGCCGCGCCGCCUGCCCACCGUGGCCCCCGGCGUCACGGGCCUGCGCAACCUGGGCAACACCUGCUACAUGAACUCCAUCCUCCAGGUGCUCAGCCACCUCCAGAAGUUCCGGGAAUGCUUCCUGAACCUCGACCCUUCCACCUCCGAGCACCUGUUUCCCCAAGCCACCAACGGGAAGCCUCAGCUCUCGGGCAGGCCGCCCAGCGGCUGCGCCUCCGCCCCCGAGCUGUCAGCCAGAAAUGACAGGGCCGACGCGUGCGAGCGGGAGGGCCUCUGCUGGAACGGGGCCUCCAUCAGCAGGAGCCUGGAGCUCAUCCAGAACAAGGAACCCAGCUCCAAGCACAUUUCCCUCUGCCACGAACUGCACACCCUCUUCCGAGUCAUGUGGUCCGGGAAGUGGGCCCUGGUGUCGCCCUUUGCCAUGCUUCACUCGGUGUGGAGCCUGAUCCCUGCCUUCCGCGGCUACGACCAGCAGGACGCACAGGAAUUUCUCUGCGAGCUCCUGCACAAAGUGCAGCAGGAACUCGAGGCCGAGGGCUCCACUCGUCGAAUCCUCAUCCCCUUCUCCCAGAAGAGGCUCACCAAGCAGGUCUUAAAGGUGGUCAACACCAUAUUCCACGGACAGCUGCUCAGUCAGGUCACGUGUAUAUCAUGCAAUUACAAGUCCAAUACCAUUGAGCCCUUUUGGGAUCUGUCCCUGGAAUUCCCUGAACGCUAUCACUGCAUAGAAAAGGGGUUUGCUCCUUUGAAUCAGACAGAGUGCCUGCUCACGGAGAUGUUGGCCAAGUUCACUGAGACAGAGGCCCUGGAAGGGAGAAUCUAUGCUUGUGACCAGUGUAACAGCAAACGACGAAAAUCCAAUCCAAAACCCCUUGUUCUGAGUGAAGCUAGAAAGCAGUUGAUGAUCUACAGACUACCUCAGGUCCUCCGGCUGCAUCUUAAAAGAUUCAGGUGGUCUGGCCGUAAUCAUCGAGAGAAGAUUGGGGUCCAUGUCGUCUUUGACCAGGUAUUAACCAUGGAACCUUACUGCUGCAGGGACAUGCUCUCCUCUCUUGACAAAGAAACCUUUGCCUAUGAUCUCUCCGCAGUGGUCAUGCAUCACGGGAAGGGGUUUGGCUCAGGACACUACACAGCCUAUUGCUACAACACAGAGGGAGGUUUUUGGGUCCACUGCAAUGACUCAAAGCUGAAUGUAUGCAGUGUCGAGGAAGUGUGCAAAACCCAGGCCUACAUUCUUUUUUACACUCAAAGAACAGUGCAGGGCAAUGCAAGAAUCUCAGAACCCCAACUUCGAGCUCAGGUGCAGUCCAGCAACAAGGAUGAAAGCAAACCACAGCCGUUCCCCUGACGGAGGCACAUGUCAAAGACUGGCUUGCUUUGAAUCUAUUGAUGCCCAUACAUCUUUCCUCUCAUAGGAAAGAAGACUUACUGCAGGAACAGAUUACUGGGUUUGCCUCACUGGGUCUAGAAUAGAAGGUGCUAGGUGAUUCCUGUCCUGUCAUAAAAUUUGUAGUCACUUUGUUUUGAAUGCAUUUGGAAAUUCCCUCCUUUCAUAAAACGAAUCAAAAGGAGUAACUUCUAUGAAGAUUCUUUUGUCAGUUGCUUGUGAAUAUAGAGGGAUCUGGGUGGAGGAAAGGGGAAGAGCAGGCAUGUCUUCUCUUUGUUAUGUGAGCCCCUACUAACAGGACCUCCUUGUAGCACCACAAGAAUGCUCUCAAUGUGAGCAGUGCUGGACAGAGCCCAUGAGGUAGGGCCUUUGGCUGGCAGCUUGCUAGAUGGGAUGGUUCCAAGGUGUGAUUUAUUCCCACAAAGGAAGUGAACUUCAAGGGUCGAAAACUUGCAUACUUCCUUUUUUAAGGGAUAGCAAUUGAAGAGUAGAAUGAGAUGCAUGAAGCGAUUUCCCCAUGUAGAAUGGGAGGGCUUUCAUAUGUCGUCCCCUCCCUGGCUGCUGCUGCUAUUCAGUCAACAGUUCAAGUAAGGAAGCUAUAGAGUAGCACAUGUUCUUUGUUGUAUGCUAAGCCAAAGGGCAUUCCUGGCUCUUCCAGUUCUGUAGCAGAUCCCUGGUUCAGGUCAAGGACAAGCUUGUGGUUUGCCUUAGGUUGGUCUGUGGGUCAGUUGUCUGAGGUUUUCUCAGGAUGAGCAGGGCUUACUGCCCAUUCUUGAUGUACAGGCAGGUUCUUUGCCUGCAGCUUCUUUCUCACACCUGGAGAAUGAGCAGAGCAUUGGUGGUCACAAGGUAUGGGAACUUUUGCUCUCCUAGGGUGUGGUUAUUGCUUAGGAAUCUACUUCUGUGUGUCCAGUUUAUUGCUGAUGGCCCUGACCUGUUCCUUUCCAUUCUGCUACCCUCAACUGUUGCUUUCACCCACCUGUCCUCAGUUCAUCAGACAGAAAAGCAAAAGUGCCCUGUACUUUUCUCUGGUGCUAGUGAAAUAUAUCUUUCUUUUUUAACUGGUUGAGUUUCUAAAUGGAAUGAGACUGUCUGGACAAACCCUUCCUCCCUAUCAGGCACCAGUUUCCCUUCUCAGUGCUUCACUCACACUUGCCAGUGCAGCUGAAGGCAAGCCCCAGCUCUCAUUGCAGUGACUGCCACAGUGAGCCCCAACCUGU
Molecule: messenger RNA, 3465 nt
Organism: Castor canadensis (American beaver)
Lineage: Eukaryota; Metazoa; Chordata; Mammalia; Rodentia; Castoridae
Gene: Usp49
Product: ubiquitin specific peptidase 49
Biological process (GO): protein deubiquitination
Molecular function (GO): zinc ion binding; cysteine-type deubiquitinase activity
Source: RefSeq, a predicted model, not a curated record